This is a messenger RNA of Prorocentrum cordatum, 1762 nucleotides long. The record is from the annotation of a GenBank genome assembly. Lineage: Eukaryota; Dinophyceae; Prorocentrales; Prorocentraceae.
AUGCCGCCAAGGCCGUCUUUCUCGCCACCACCGCUGCCCGACGGGAGGUGGGGCACGGCAGGCGCUGCCACGGACCAAUGGCCCAAGAGGAAGAAAAAGAAGAAUAAGAAAAAGAAAGCCAAAGGAGGCCAGGUGGUUACAGACCUGGAAGAAGAGGACAUCGUCGUCAACGACGCCCUCCAGGUGCUGUCGAAGCGCAUCGACCAGUCGGCCCUCGCAUCGCUGAAGGAGCAGGUUGCCAAGUCUGCUCCAAAGCCCGCACCGCCGGAGCUGCCUGAGGUUCAGCUGCAGCGUGCAGCCAUGGCGGCACGCGAGGCGCAAUCCAAGUAUGACGGCGCCUUGGACUGGGUCAACAAGGCCCAGCAGCAGCUCGACAACGCCACCAACUACCUCCAGGACAUGUCUGCUGCCCUGGCUGCCGCUGAGGCCGCCGAGGAGGAGGUACGUGCAAACCUGGCACCGCGCCCCAAGACAGCCCCGCAGGUCAUGCACGGGAAGCAGGGGAUCGACCUCAUGGCGCUGCUGGAGGGCGAGGCCAUCCAGAUCACGGAGGGCGACUUGUUGCAGCUCGACGUUGGCCUCGAGGAGCUCGACGACGGCGCGGAGGCGGUCAUCGAGCAGUGGAACAACCGGAAGCAGCAGCUCGGCGAGUUCAUCCAGAAGCUGGUGCAAGAUCAUUUCACCCCGAUGGCUGCGCAGGUGAAGGCCGAGAUUGAAGGCCUCCGCGAACAGAAGGCGAGGCUGGUCAGCCACAAGCGGAAGAAGACCAACGACGGCCAGGCAGCGGCUGGCGCCCCCGCGGCAACCCCAGAGGGUAGCCCUGGCGCCGCCGGCGCGGCUCCUCCCGCGGCCCAGUCGCAGGCGCAGGAGCCGCACGCCGCCGCAACCGUCUCCCGCGAGGCGGAGGCAACCACCAAGAGCCGUGUUGAUGCCCGCACUGCCGAGCUCUUCGACGCUGCCAUGGCCAAGGCAGGCAAGGGCAAGGGCGCUGGCCCCAGCAAGUGCCUGAAGAUCUACAUGCGCAAUAUUACUCGGUGGGGCCCGAAGGUGCUCGAGCAUCUGAAAAGCCAGUGGCAGGCUUACGAUGUCGUUGGUUUGUGCGAACACCAUACAGGUCCUGCUGAUAUCAAUGACCUCGGUGACAACAUCGCUAAGGCUGGAUGGCGCCCUGUCAUUUCGCCCGCAAUGCCCCGAGACCACGUGCUACAAGCAGGAGGUACCCUCAUCGCGGCCAAGAGGGGCCUCAACGUCCACUCCUUCUCACAUCUUGCAGCUCACGCUUCCCAGUGCUACGGCACCAGCCAUGGUGUCCAAGCUCUGAGUUCCCUUGGCAGUGGCCCCAUCGACUUUCACGAUUUCUCAGCCGUCAGCGUCCGAACCUCAUGGCAGCAGAUAGUUCUGGUCCAGAUCUACCUCGACCACGGCAUCGGGGUCAAGGGCAGGAAUCUGCGCAAGCUUCGCGCCCUAGGCGGCUUCCUAUCGGCGCAGGCUGCCCCAUGGAUUGCUUUUGGCGACUGGAAUGUGGAGCCGAACGAUCUCGACGACUGGUUGGAGAAAGUCGUCGGUACGCAGCUGCUUCCAGAAAACGUCGAGGUCACGAGCUUCGCUGGCGAGGGCCGGUUGUUCGACUUCGCCGUUUGCGCCAAGGACCUCGCCCCGUUCAUACGCUCCGUUCGCUCGGUUAUGGACGGGGAGUGGAAGGAGCACGCAGCGCUCCAGAUAAACAUCGGCCUCGACCCCGCCGACGCGGAGCACCUCACUU